CACACCUCCCCCUAUCUUUCCCCAUUCGUCGCGGUUGCCAUUCGUGAUGAAGUGCCGGUAAUGGCUCCCGCUGCGUGAUUACCUCCUCCUCGAUUAUCUUUUCCUUGCACCACGCCCACCAUUUAGCUCGACCGACGAUAACAACGGUAACAAAAACAGGGAAAAAAAAGGCCUACCUCUAUCAUAGGAACAGAUUCACAAACGAAAAAAAAGCAGAAAAGGACUUGCAAUGUUAUCGAUGCUCCAAGAGGCUUCGGCGGGGAAGGCGCGGCCGCUGCCUGGCAGGAGGAACGUGCGGUCUGAAACUUUCAGCCCGUUUGUCAGCUGCAGUCGUCUUCGACAAGUUCAAGCUAUUCUACGUUCCAGCAGCAAAUCAAAAUCUGAUGGAAUUCUCUGCAUUCUGGGUAUUGAUAGCAGAUAUAAUGAGGGGUGCAGAGAAUUGGCAAAUUAUCUGCUCUUUGACCUGUAUAACCUGACAAACAUUGAUUCUGAUGUGACUGACUUGCCGGAAGAAGUGCUUGAUGAUGUUAUACUGUUAAUCAAGCCAGAGAGCGUUCAUUUGUACUGCAACCCUGUGAACUAUAACUAUCUUCUGCCUUAUGUAGCAUACUGGAGAAACCUACACUUGCACUGUUUGACUGAAAAAGAAUAUGAAGAUGAAGAAGCAGCAGAGGAGUUCAAAAUUACCAGCUUUGUCGAUAUGGUGCGAGAUUGUUACCGCAUUAGAGUUCCAUAUAGCUUUCAGGGUCAUGUUCAGAAGUUUGACAUGUUCAUUGUUGAGAAGUGGCCCAUUGUGCAAGCAUUUGCGCUGGAAGGCAUUGGAGGAGGGGAAUUUUUUACUAUGAAACAUGAGUUGUUUGAUGCUAGUGAGGAGCUGUGGCAGACUUACAACAGAUUGGAUCCAGUCUCUCUGGAAGUCUUGAUUACUGAGGAUUUGACAGCAUUUGACAGACAAUGGGCAAGCUUCUUUUCCAAUUUUGACAUUGAGGCCUCUUCCUCACUGCUGGAACUUUCAGAGGCACAGGCUGGAGAGCCACUUGCCUCCACAUAUACUACUUUUAGCUGGAAGAGCAGACAAAUGGGCUGCAAGCUACACCAUGGCUUUCAAAACCAAUGCUCUUCCAUGGAUCAACUAAUAAGAGGCAUGAUGCCGUUUCGAACUUACUUUAGCCAUGGGUUGAUCACCAGUCAAAUUACAGAGAAAAGCACUGAUAGGCAACCUUUUGUUCUUUUUGGUUGUCACUCAACAAAAGAAAACUUAAACUCGUACAGCUUUACUUUUCCGUCUGAGGGUCACCUUGUUCGAAACACAAACAACAGAGGAGGCACUGCCAGGCAUAUGGUUGUGCAGUGCACAUCUCCGAGAGGGCCUUUAGGAUGCUCAAGGACGUACUUCUUUGGAAAUUCACAUGUACCCUAUAUGGGCAAAGACAACAAUCAACAGAAAAAUAAUGAACUCUUGGUGUUGCCGCAGAUUUAUGUUGCUGUAGUAGAAGCCGUGCUGGCUAGCAUCCGAUGCUACGUGGAAACAUCCAGCUUAAAAAGUGCCAAAGAAGUUGCAGAAGAGGUUUUCCUUUCAACAUUGGACUCUUGCAGUCUUACACAGUACAAAACUGCCCUAAGAUCAAAUUUGUCUUUCCUUAUUCAAGCUGUGAAUAGCCGAGGGAGGAUCAUCUCAUUGGAUAGCCACAUAAGCAAAUUCCUUGUUAAAGCGGCAACCAUGACUGUGUAUGACAUUCCAGAUUUAACAGGAGGAAAAGGAACCCUAGGGUCCAUUGUCUUUUCUGAAUCAUUCCUGGAAUCAAAGCUGUUUCUCAAAGAAAAUGAUGGCACCAUGUCCACAGAUAGCAGCUACAUAAUUCUCACAGCAACUGUACCUCGAUAUGUGUCCUGGAUGGUUGAAGAUGCUGAGGUGAAACUUUCUGAAGAAGCACAACAAAUAAUAAAGGCUGAAGAAAGUCUUCUGGGAAAUGUUCUUGCAAGUGGAGAUUCUGUCUACCUUUGUUCGGGUAGUUCAACGUCCAGACCAGAAGAAGGUAAACUGUUUAUUUUGUCAGAAGGCAUCUUAUUUAUUCAUCCUCGCUCUGGCAGCAUGAUCAUUCCAAAGAGCCACAUGACUGCACUGAAGUAUUAUGAUGGGGUCAUGUCUCCGUGGCAACAGGUGGGAGAGUCUGGGAUUGCACUGAAAAUGUGUCAGAGUAAUCAGUUAUCUGAAGAGCAAAGAAGGCUACACUUGAACCUAGAGAAACUUUUUGAGAUCCAAUCUAUACCUAAAGAUCAGCAAUGCAACCAUUUAAAAAGAGUCAGUGCUGAUCUACCAGAGCUUGACUCGUUUUUACAGCAUUUUGUUGUGAGUAGUGUGAGUCAUGAACCAGUGAGAAGAUCUGAUCUGUCCAUGUUAUUACGACAGCCAAAGUUAUCUUCCACAAUCCGUGAAGACCAGAAUAAGAUGGUGAUCACUAUUAUUGCGGGACUUCCUGGUAGUUAUAAAGAAGAUCUUUGUACCUAUAUUGUCAAUCUGAAUCAAGAACAGGGAAGGUGGUCGGUUUACCGUCAGAUGCCUGAUAAUUGUGAGCUGUUCAAUGUUGGCCAAAUCCAUCGCUUUCUUUCGAGUAUUCUUGAAGCACAACAGAAUCGGACUGUUCGUCAAUCUGUAUACUCUAGAAAGAAAGUGAGGCUGCUGAUUGUGACACCAGGGUACACAGACGUUAUUGAUGUUGUGCAGGCUAUCCAGAUGCAUCCCGACUCUGAAGUUCAGUCUGCAUUCGUCAUUGGUGCUAUCACUGCUUGUAUUGACCCACAGUGCUCAACCAUGGAACACAGGUUAUUUUUCCCAAAACUUUUGGAUCAGUGCUCCCAAGGCUUGGUCAGUAAUGUUGUUUUUACAAGCUUGACUUCAGAGCAAAGACAUCCACUUUUGAUGCAUCUGCAGAAGUUAAUUCGUGUAGCAAAUCCCAACAUUGGAUUCAUUCUUGCAGAAAAGGGAGCAGUGACCAGGAAUGCUGAUGUUGAAAUGAUUUUGUCUGAAAACAGUUUUUCAGAGCCCUCAAUGUUGAGAGCACGAUAUUUGAUGUUUCCUGGUUGGUGGAAUGGCAAAUUCAGAUCAGGUUCAGUUUUCCCACAAAUGACUCAGAUCUGUAUCAGGUUCAACCGUCCACUUGAAAAGGCCCGAUUUGUAACUAAAUGUAAAGCUUUGAAAACCACGCUGAAGCCAUUUCCUUUUGAUGGAAAUGUAUAUCACAUACGAGCGCAAGUGAAAUUUUCAGAUUCUGAGAAAAAAGUUGAAGUUUACCACAACACCCAGACUAAUAUGUUCAGCAUGGUCUCCUUACAAGAUAGCCCUUCUCCACCUCCUUUACAAGGUGAUGGGAAGACCAAUGGGCGCAAGCUUGACAGCUUUGUCGUAUUCAUCGGUUGCAUGCUGAAAGAAGAGACCAUGAAAGAUUGGCUGCGACAGUGUGCGAGCCAGAAACUUCAGAAGAAACCUCUCAAGACAUUUGACACCCUCACCAAACAAGAAAUAAAGAAUGUCCAUAUAAAACGGCAUUUGGAGUUACCUCCACCUGGAUGGUUUUACAACGGAAGCCAGUUUGUUAACUUCUUUGGUGAAAAGAGUGAUUAUCACCCAUUAAUGAAUACAUUCAUAGAAGAAUAUCUGUCAGAAGUCAACAAAGAGAUUGAGAAAUACAACAGUGAAAUUGAAAAACAAGAGUGUGUAGAUCUGUUUGAGCCAUAAUUCUGGUGUCCACCCAAGUCCUUGAUCUGAUAUGCUUUGAAUUAGAUUGGGACAACAGGUUACAUUUGAUCAACAAAUUGCCUGAAGCUGGAUUAAGCUGGUAACAAGGCAGAACUUGCAAAAUAAAAAUCAAGUAAAAAGCAUGUAAGAAUUUACUAAUGUUAACUAUAUUCAAAUGCAACAGGUGGAAUUCUAAUUUCUCAUUGUUGACUUAGUUGACCCUAGUCAUGGAUGUUAGAACAGUAGUUACACAGAACGUUUUGUUUUGCUUGUUGGGUCUGCUCCAACACAAUUCCCAGUUGGUUUAUUUAACUAGACAAUUUUUAACAUGGAAAAACUCAAAGCUUGACACUUUAUAAAUCUUCCCAGAUCCUGAAGUAGAUAUGUCCUGUCCCAGGUUAUUUGUGAAUUUGCUAUUUGUGAAAGGACACACUGUACACGACUUCAGGUUGGAAUGUUAAGCAAAUAUACCUGCACAAGUUCACUACAGAGGAUCGCAUGUCAGAAUAAAAGCAAAAUACUGCUGCAAAUUUGAAGCCUACAGUGCUGGAGAAACUCAGCAAGUCUGGCAGCAUCUAUGGAGACAGAAACAGAGUUAAUGUUUUAAAUUUGGUAUGACUGUAGCGUUCUGAAGUAGUCAUGUUGGAUUGAAAUAUUAACUGUUUAUCUCUGUCCAUAGACGUUGCCAGACCUGCUGGGUUUCUCUAGCAUUCUGUGUUUGUUACAGUAUGACAGAACUUCUUGCAAAUCAACAUGCAAGAAGAAUUUUAGUUUUAUAAGCUGCUAAUUCCACCAAGCCAAUGACAAUCUAGAUUUAAUCAAUUUUUUUUGUCACAAGAUUCAAUCUGCCUGUAAGCCCUGGACUUUAUAUAUUUUUUAAUUGUUUCAUAGUUAACGGUUUACUUCUUCGUUUAGUUAUUCCCUAGAAUUGAUCUAUGCAAUUUUGUAUAAAGGUCCUUUACUAUAAAUUUGAUCUGUGCAAACAUUAGCAAAGUUAUAAGUGGGUACACAGUUGUGGUGUCUCACUGAAUGUGUAACAAUUAAUCACUGGUUAUACAUUUAGAUUAAUUUCUGGCACUAAAUGUAAAUUCUACACAACAAAUAACAUCUAUGUACAGUAACAUAAUUUCCAUAAAGAAGGUAUAUUGAUAUAGAGUAUUAAGUUUGUGUGAACUUGAAAAUUUAUCCCAGAGAAAGAUAUAGUAUUUAUGUUUCUCUUCCUUAAUUUCUCCUGUCUCUUCAACCCCACCAUUGUGUUCAGUCCAUCAUUAGCUUGUGGGCAGAAGUUAUUUGGAUCUUUGGAAAAACAAAUGCAAGUUUGGGGCAAAGAGUGUUGCCUUAUGUGCAGGGAAUGAUUGCCAGAUUUUUAAUGCUGCAUAGGAACCCACUCACUCUUGAAUACACGCCGUUUUUUUCAUUCAUUACUCCAAGCUGUCCUUAGUUACCAAGAUUUCUGGAAUUAGAAAAGUAAGAGAUCUGUAAUUUUCCUGGUGGUAUCUUUUCUAUAAGUGAUUUUCUAUCUUUAUGCAAUGCUGUAUUAACCUGCAAAGGAGUGAAAGUAAGGGUUUUGAAUCUGCUAUAUGCAGGAAAAAGAAAUCUGCAUUAGAAAUUUUGAAGCAAUCAGGUGUUACUGAGUAGUUGGAUUGGUGGAAUAACAAUUUUUGCAAAGUAAACUGAAACAUUUGCACUUAUUCUGUUUUUUUUUCUGCAAACAAAUAUUAAUGAUAGUAUGGAGAAUUAAACUUACAGCCUCUGUAGUGGAAGACUGUUCAGGUUAAUUUGUUUACUGAUUCCACAUUUUCACUACUUCUGGAAAAUUGUGAAGAACAAACUUUGUUUUGCUGCACUUUGAACUUUAAGGCCUAUCUAAGUGAGUUUGAUAAUUACUGUGUAAAGCCUUGGUUCCUACUGUUUGGGCGUUCCUAAAAAUAAGUCCUUAGUCUUCGCUAAACAAAAUUUGUGGCAUCCGUGUGCAGAACGUCUGAAAAUACUCGAGUACUAAAGCCACUUAGCAGGUAAAUAAUGUUAGCCACAUUGUUUAGCAUAAUUUUUCUGCAACAAUGGUUUUAUUCCUCAAGGACUUGGCUCAACUGUACUCUUCUACGUUUUAAUUAUAACUAUACAAGAAGACAGACCUUUGGUUUUGUAUACCAAAAGUUUUAUUACAAGAAAGUAAGAUGAUAAACAUCAAUCAUUUGUUUAAGCUCUGUAAAGUAGAAAACACAACGUGCUGAGGUAUUGCUCAGCUUACGUACAGUUAAUGUACUUCCAAUUAAGGUAGUGUAGGGUCUAUCUCUUUGGAUACCAAGUUUUCUUUCUUCUGUAAAAUUAGCCACACAACGAAUAAGUAACUUUUUUAUAUUCCAUUUGGUUAUAUAAAAGGAAAGAGAGGGUUUUCCAGAAUUCAGUGUGCUCAUGCUUUUGCAUGUUGUUCUUGGAUUCUUCUACCAUCUAGCUAUGCAUGUGACUUGCCUUUAUGCAUGAAAAACCGUGUAUGAUGCAAAAGGGUAAAUUAACCAGUAGGUACAUUCAAGGGGGUGGCUGUUGGUAAAUUGAAAUGCUGCCAUUUACUUUUACAGUGGUGCCUUUGUAAAAUGCAUGACUGGGUCACCAAUCAUCAAAUACCAUUGAUUUUCUUGCAGCGUGAAGACUUUUUUAACAUCACUUUAUCACAUUGAUGAAAAAGCAGGGGGUUGAUAUAACCAAACUAAUUUGCUCCUUAAAUAUCUUGUUGAUUCAAGAGAAUGAAAUUUGAGUAUUUCACAAGGGUCAAAGUUAUGAUUUGAGGUGUGCAACCAGCAACUUGAUUCCAAAAUUCAGUAACCUUAAAUUUAUAAUUGACUCCCUUUAUUGUAGAAGAUGGUUUUCAUUUGCUAGAUGAAAAUUAUUGUUAGAAAGUCUUCCUUCAUGUCUUAAGUUGUAGUGUGGCACAGUUCUUUCAGUAGUAGUCAAAUUUUAAUAUGGGUGAAAAUUUCAUUUCAGUAACAAAAUUUGUGUUCCACUUAUCUGUGAUCAAUGUUAAAUUUUAACUGAUGAGAUGGUUACAUACUGAUUGCCAAUGCUUGCAGUCAACACCUCAGGUACUUUUCAUGUUUUGCUGUAGUCAUGGUGGGGUGAUUAGGAAAGCAUUUACCUACAUCACUAGCUAUAUAUGGAGCAACGUAAUUGAACUUAAAUGGAAAACUAAGUCAAAGGAACAUCUUUUGACAAGUUUAUAAGUCUAAUGAGUAAAUGGCAGUUAGAUACAUUUAGCUGACAAAGCAAUUAAUAUCUGUAAUAGAAAAGUAGAAAACAAUAGAAAUGCUUUGGAGCCUUCCCCGAAAGUAGUUUUUAACAGCUAUGCUGUGUGAGAUCCUGGUAGGUCUGAGUGUUUGUUUACCAGUAUAACCUCACAACUAAUGUUAAGACGCUAGUACGGCAAAUAAAUAGUUUUUGUGUGUCCAAACAUAGAGUUGUGAUGGACGACAUGAACCGUUUUAGAAUAAGUUGUUUAUAUCUGAGAUAGAAACAACAGUGCCUAAACAUUAUACCAGCUCUGUAAUGUUUUCUAGCUGGAGCUGUGUUUAAACUCAGUGAGCUGGUUUACUGCUGGCUGCUGAACAUUGAUUUGGGGGUUAACUUGAAAGUAAGUUAUUGUGCUGCACUGUCAUAAAGUCUCUCUCAAAGAUAUCAUGCUUUAAUAUAUAAAGAAAAACUAAAAUUGUGCCUUGCAGUAAUAAAGGCAUGUGGCCAGUUUAUGUUCAUCAAUUUUAAAAUUGUGCUGUCAUAUUACAGGGUUUUGCAAAUGUCGUCCAUCAUAAUCUAUGAUUAAGUUAAGCUACUUUAAUAUUACUAAGAUGAAGUUCAUUUUGGCUGCAUUAAAAUGUUAGUUUAACAUCAGUGACUUCUGUGAUUAUAGAGCCAGGAACAUAGUUAAUAUAGAUGUGGCCAGCCAUUGUAUUUGUAUUGCACAUUGAAAAGAAUAGAUUCACUGUGAAAUUGAUCCAGUGUGGCAUCCAGAUGGCCUUAGCCCUUUCACCAGUUAAUUCUCUGCCAUUGGAUCCUCAAAGAUUCUGUCAGUCUUAUUGAUAUUAGUUUGGGCUGUGCUGAUUUUUGGCAAGUGUUUUGCUGCUAUAUUACCCUGGAUUAAACUAAAAUAAAAUAUGUUGGAGAAUAUUAUGCAAUCAUAAUUUCUUACACUGCUAGAAGUACAAGUUAUUUAAUUGUAAGCGACCUAACUGGUGGCUUAUUAAUUCUCUUGUUAUAAAAGAAUCUGGAAUGUGAAUCACUUCUGGAGUUUAGAAAAAACAACAUGUUGUGUACGUUUUGUCAAAUCAAAUCAUACUAGCAGUAUAUGGUACCGUAACAUUUGCAAGUUCAACUCAGAAUAUGAGAAAUCCAUAUUUUGAAUUUACUUGUAAAAUUGUCUUCAUGCCAAAAUUCAGCAGGUUGUUGGUAUAAAUCAUAGUGAUGGAUUAUUUAAAAUCUCACUUAAGUCCAUUUAAAAACUUGGAGGACUUUGUUUCUUGAUGUUUUAGGGAGAGUUAAUAGAAAAUAAAUUGUGUUGAUUUAGAUUCUUUGGUGGAAUUCAAUGGUUUUACAAAGCACAAUAAUAAAAAAAAUUUUAGUCGACACAUCUUUUGGGUAAUGAUACUGCUGUGGUUCAUAAGUGAUUAUUUGGUGUUUCUGCCAUUUAACUGAAUCAGGACAUAAAAGAUAAUUUAAAAGUAAUGCUGUUGAAGUGGUUCUUCAGUUAAAUGGUUAAGGCAGUCACAUUAAGAUGCUUUGGAUUUCAGGGUCUCCUGUUAAUUUUGAUCUUUUGACCGCUGUUAAAAAUGGUGUUGGUGAAAGGGAUUUGGUAUCAAACUAACAGGAGUAUUGCAAAAAUGAAAUCUGAAUGCUAGGCAGUUGUUUUGAUGUUAAACUAUUAGCAGGCCUUAACAAAGUAUGCUUGCAUCAUUAUUGUUGAGAGAGUGUCUUGUGCUGGUCGCUGAAGUUAUGGAGCAUACGUUCAUUGAAAGGGAACACAGCAGAUUGAAUUAGCUUACAUUCCCUGGUCUCCUUGACUUGAGGGUUAAUUUAAGUUCUAGUUUGUGUUCCUAUUUGGAAUCCUGAUAGUAUUUGCACAUAGAGUUCAGUUAACGAAUUGGUAUUUUAAAAGGGAACAAUAUUAUUUGUUUGAGAACAAUGACUUUACUGUGAUUUGCUACAACCUAUGAUGUAAUUUUAAACAUCAGAUCAUUAGCAAAGUAACUUACCUCAUAAAUUGAAGCUAUAACAUAAAUUUUUAGACAAUUACUUGCUGAAUUUUUCAAGCAAAAUUCUUCAGAUUAAUGAAGAGUGAAUUCAGGAAUUUAUUUGUUUGACUUGAAAGCGUGCCAAAUUUGUCAUUUUGAUACUAACUUUAACCACUUUAGCUUGUGUUUUGGAAGGGGGAGAAUAUCUAUAAAUUAAAAGAAAAUUGAUGUGUAUUUGCACAAAACUACUGUAACUUCAGUUAAACUGGUUUUGCGAGUGACUGAAGCUUUUUUGCAUACCUUGUAUUUAUUACACUGCAAAUGAUAUAAUUAAUCCAACAAAGUGUAUAGAAUAAUUAAUAGUUUUACCAUUUAUUUUUGUAUUUGUUGGCAUAUUUUUACCUGUAGUUGUGAUGUUUGCAAUUUUUACAUAUGUAAUUUUCAGCAAUUGCGUUUAAACUUCAAUAAAGUUUAUAUGUUUCACCAA
This is a messenger RNA of Rhincodon typus (whale shark), 9439 nucleotides long. RefSeq names its product dynein axonemal assembly factor 9 (gene dnaaf9). Lineage: Eukaryota; Metazoa; Chordata; Chondrichthyes; Orectolobiformes; Rhincodontidae. The transcript has 37 exons. The record is from RefSeq and is a predicted model, not a curated record. Bases 230 to 3736 code for a protein of 1168 amino acids.